UUUUUUAGCACGGCCCAGCCUCAGACCCACGCAGCUCCUGUCGAGUCACACCUGACGUAGGUGGCCCCAGAUAAAAGACUGGUACCUCACCCUGCAGAUGACAAACAACAUCUCAUCAUUGAAAACUCCACACUUGAGAAGUUAAAUCAUUUGUAUCAUAUAUUUGGUUGAAUUCGUUUAAAUAGCCAGAUUUGACCCAUCAAGAUGGUACUACCUUCAACUAACCUUUUGAGGAUUACACAAUGCAUCUUAAUAUUUGCCAUCUCAGGUUCCCUGUGGUCAGUCACUCCAGCAAGUAUGAGCACCACCCCAACAAAGAAAAUUGAAUACCAGUUGGGCAUAAAGAUCACCAACCGGGUCUUCAAUGACUCCCUAUUGAAUCCCAAUUCCGAGGACUACAAGAAACUGUAUGGCGAGGUCAGCCAACUGCUUGCUAAUGUCUACAAGUGUCCUACAUGCGGAACAGCAUCCAUUUAUGAGGGCAUUGCAACAAUGACUUUCAGAAAAGGAUCAGUGAUAGCAAACACUAUCCUAGUUUUCAACACAAACGCUAUCAAUGGAUUUGUGGUCAAGUGGAAAUUCCUGACUCAUAUCGAAGCCAAUCCUUCUGCCUCUCUCCAGAUAGAUACAAAUUAUAUUGAAUGUUCCCUGUCAGUGCCCUUCUCAGUCACUCCAGCAGGUAUGCGCACCACCCCCACAACAAAAACAGUCUUCCAGUUGGGCAUGAAGAUCACCAACCGGGUCUUCAAUGACUCCCUAUUGAAUCCCAAUUCCGAGGACUACAAGAAAAUGUAUGACGACGUCAGCCAACUGCUUGCUAAUGUCUACAAGUGUCCUGCAUGCGGAACAGCAUCCAUUUAUGAGGGCGUUGCAACAAUGACUUUCAGAAAAGGAUCAGUGAUAGCAAACACUAUCCUAGUUUUCAACACAAACGCUAUCAAUGGAUUUGUGGUCAAGUGGGAAUUCCUGACUCAUAUCGAAGCCAAUCCUUCUGCCUCUCUCCAGAUAGAUACAAAUUAUAUUGAAUGCAAAGUCUUGUCUGCAGAACAAGAUCUGACAAAGAUGAGCAACAAGCAAAGCCAAGUCACAGCCUCUGUAGAUACUGUAUAGUUUGUCAGGAAUAUAGCAUGUUAUAUAGGAUGAAAAUGACUGGAAUGAGUGAUUUCAUACGAUUGUAUUUAAUCCACAAAUUUUGUGCAUAAAUAUUGGGCAACCUUGCUAGUAUUUUUGUAUUGUGUCUGAUGUCAUCAUAUUUGACCCUGUUAUGAACACAACCAGUGUCAAACUGAUAUAUUUUUUCAGUCUGUUUUUGUCUGAUUUUUCAUUGGCACAAAUAUCUCAGAUGUUUAGCUUUGCAUCAUGUUCAACUGCUCAAUUGUAUAAUGCUGAAGAUGAAUGUUGAAUCAAAUAUGAAAAUCAAAGAGUUCCUUAAUUGGUCAGAUAUUUGAAUCGGGAGUUUACAGUAAUGAUGUAUAUAAGCCCUGGAUUGCUAAUUGCUAUGUAUUGGCCAUUGACAGGCUUUGAAGCCACCGGUCAGCCAUUUUGGCACUCCCCAGUAGGAGCAGUCCUUCACAAGAGUACAUUGAAUUCUACAGUAUUUCAAUUAAAUGUUUCAAGGACAAAAUGACAUGUAUUUAAAUAUUUGUUUAUUGUUGGGACAGUAACAGUCAUCUGAAAAAAACUAUACUUUAAGAAAACAUUUAUAUAUUAUUUUUUUGAUUUGUAUGUUUAGCUCACAUAAUACAAUGUAAAAGUGUGCAAUAGAAUAGAAUAAAUGUGGCAAAAACUAAUUUAUAAAUAAAAAAAUGCAUUUCAAUAGCUUCUAAAAUAAAAACAAUUACGGUGAGGGAGUGCCAAGAUGGAGGCAUGGUGGCUUCAAUAGAGGCCCCCAAACAGUAAUCUAGUGUAUAUAUAAAUCAUUGGCUAACAACAUGUGCAGUAAUAAUGUGACAUCCCUAGAAAUUGAAAUAGAUAAAGGUCUGAAUCCUAACUUGAUUUGAGUGCCCAUUGAUGUCAUCAAUGGAAGAUUUUGCUAUUCCAGCCUCACCCAUUACUGACUGGUGUGUAAAAUCGACCUCACAUCCACGCAAUCUCCAUAGUCAAACAUUGGCAGUAGAAUGUCCUUACUGAAGAGCUCAAAAACAGCUUCUAUCUCAAGGCCAUCAGACUGUUAAAUAGCCAUCACUAGCACCUUAGAGGCUGCUGCCCUAUAUACACAGACUUGAAAUCACUGUCCACUUUAUUAAUUGAAACACUAGUCACUUUAAUAAUGUUUACAUGUUUUGCACUACUCAUCUCAUAUGUACAAUUGAUAUAGAAAGGCACUACCCCCUUUCAAAAUGUUCACAUUUUGUUGUCUUACAGCCUGAAAUGAAAACACAUACAAAUCUGA
Molecule: messenger RNA, 2392 nt
Organism: Salmo salar (Atlantic salmon)
Lineage: Eukaryota; Metazoa; Chordata; Actinopteri; Salmoniformes; Salmonidae
Source: RefSeq, a predicted model, not a curated record